Messenger RNA from Colossoma macropomum (tambaqui), 1562 nucleotides. RefSeq names its product B-cell receptor CD22-like. The coding region runs from base 22 to 1005 and encodes 327 amino acids. The transcript has 12 exons. The record is from RefSeq and is a predicted model, not a curated record. Lineage: Eukaryota; Metazoa; Chordata; Actinopteri; Characiformes; Serrasalmidae.
GUCUUAAUAAGUAUAAGUGAAAUGGUUCAUCCUCUAUCUCUGGUUCUUUUGCUCAUGAUGCCAGCUCAGCUUGCAGCGUACCACUGGUACUGGGAAAAUAGCACGUCUCAUAUAACAACAUCUGACAUUACAGAAUCUGAAUCAAGCACAGCAUCAACUCACACUCUAACAAGUGGUGUCAGGACAGAAGAUAGCCCAAAGUGGGUCUUGGUGUCUAGCAGACCAUCUGGUGGAAUAAUUGAGGGGACUUCAGUGACUCUGACCUGCAGCAGUGAAGCAAACCCAUCUGUGGAGAACUACGCCUGGUUUAAGAGAUCAGGAACUGAAGAUAUACAAAUAGGGAAUGAGCAGAGUUACAGAAUUAAAAAUAUCAGCAUUGCAGACAGUAACAAAUACAAGUGCAGGGCAUCCAACCGGCACGGAUCUGCAUCUUCAGAGUACACAGCCUUUGAUAUUUUAUACUCCCCAAAGAAGACGUCAGUUUCAGUGACCCUGACAUGCAGAGCUGUUGCUAACCCACCUGAAAUGGAAUACACUUGGUUUAAAGAAGGUGAAAGUGAACCUGUGGCAUAUGGGAAGACCUACAGUGUCGCAAAUAUCACUGAAGAUGAUGUUGCUCCAUUGCAAGGUUGCUACUAUUGCAAGGCUGGUAACAGAAUUGGCCAUCACUUUGCACGUCCUGUAUCAGUCACAUACACUGAGGAGAGUCCUAAAGCACAGGUUGCAGCUGCUGCCAUCGGUGGAUUCUGUGGAGGACUCUUUGUCGCCGUUCUCUUCACCGUUCUGUGGAUAAGAAGGAAGAAGUGGACAACAAAUGGAAGUGAACGUGGGACAACAAGUGGAAAUUAUUACGUUACAGGUGAAAGCAGGAGGAAGAAACAGAAGAAGACAUCAGUAAAAGAUGAUUAUGAGAAUUUUAGCCCGGAGAACAAGGACGACACAUACACAGCUCUUAAUCCGAUGACCAAGUCCACAGAUGAUGUGUAUGAUGCUAUAACAGUGUAGGUCCUUAAAGCAGCCUCUUCUGACUCCAACUCAUCAUCAUCAGAACCAUCACAGUGGAUACAAAGAUGGAAGAGGAGGAAAACAAAGAAUGAGAUGUUAAUGCUAAUGCCCAUAAUACAGUGUUUCUUUUAAAGCAUGCAAGUUCCACAAUUACCUGCUAAAGCUUUGCAACAGCCUGUUUGACUUGUGUGGCAAACCAGUGUAUUAGUCAAUUAAGUACAGGGUGGAAAAUACUUCAGUAGCUGUAAUUUGUUAUUAUAUGUUGUGUAGUUUAUUCAAGUAUCACUGAAAUUGAUUGCUUGUGUUUUUUCUGUUAUAUUUCCAAUAUACAUUUACUCCUUAAGUUUUUAUUUAAACUCGAAUGUCCUUAUUACAAAUUUCAAAGGCCAUGAGAUUUUUCAAUGCUCUGUGUAUUCGAAUUUUGAAUUUAAGAGCUGAUAGGGACAAGACAGACGGACUCAUCUGGGUUACUUACAUGCAGCAUGAUCUGUUAAUACCCAGCAUUAAAGUUAAUUUAAUGUUAAGAACAAUAAAUGAAGGAUGAGCAGACUCUACUU